AUGGCAAAUGAAGUAAAUAUUAUAAGGACAAGAAUCCGAUUUGUAAAUGAGUUUAACUACUUCGAACUGUUUUCGGAACAUCCGUUCACAGUAAUCUCCUGUGAAUCCUUUACGGGUAGUGCUGCCCCAUCGCAGCAGUCAUUCCCUAUUUGUGCUAAAAAGAGUGAUGGUGCGUCGAGUGAUUACGUUGCGGUUUUGUGGGCGUUGGAACCGGAUUGCGAGUAUUGUGUGUCAUUAAGUUUUUCUGGCGAAGAUAAAGCUGUGCAAAUUCUCGUAAGGACAAAACCCAUUUUCGGGCCCAUGAUUAUGUGCAAACCAUCUGCUGUUAUUCACCCUGACCAACCCUUCUCUGAUGACUUUCUUGAGUGUGUGCAAGCUCAGAAGGAAAACUACAUGUUUAUAGAGAAGCCCACAAAGUCGGUCCAGGAACUUCUUAUGCUCCUGUUUUACCACUCUCUUUUUGCGCUUCCGUCUGAGAUCUGUGGUGUCAAUAUAUUUGUGCUUCCAAACGGCAAGGACGGUCGCUUCUGUAUUGACCUUCGUUACCAAGGUAUUGAGUGGAGGAGAAACAAAAAGAUUCGUCGUCUUGUUGCAAGCAAUAAAUUCGCGAUUGUGGUGAAUCGUAAUAUUGGUGAUUCACUGCGUUUGGCGCAGGAAUAUCACUCAGGUCCACCGAAUAGUACGUGGUUGGAUGAUGAUUAUGUCGCCCUACUCGCUGACAUGGCAAAAUCACCUAAGUUUGGUGUACGUAUAAUGUGUGUGGAACUGUUGGAAAAAAGUACCAGUAAGGUGAUGGCUGGUUGUUUGGGUUAUGCUCUUGGAUCUGUGUAUCAUGAUUUCACAAUGUUUACGCUUGAACGAUCUGCUGAGGGGUUCGGAACUAUCUUAACAAAGCUAUUGGGUGAGUCGCUACAGAGGUGCGGUUACGACUUGUGGUAUUGGGGAUUCCGCAUAGACUACAUGAAACAAUUUGAGGGAAAAUACGGUGGAAAGAUUAUUCCAAAGCCAGAGUUCCUGCAACGCUGGACGCAGUACCGAGACAUACAGCCCGCUUGUACUGUGGAUGAGUACAUUUAUUCUGGGAAAAGUUGGCUACCGUAUGCGGUAUGA
Trypanosoma theileri is the source of this 1110-nucleotide messenger RNA. RefSeq lists its product as uncharacterized. Bases 1 to 1110 code for a protein of 369 amino acids. Gene Ontology annotation, biological process: protein catabolic process. Gene Ontology annotation, cellular component: cytoplasm. The record is from RefSeq and is a predicted model, not a curated record. The transcript has a single exon. Lineage: Eukaryota; Euglenozoa; Kinetoplastea; Trypanosomatida; Trypanosomatidae. Gene Ontology annotation, molecular function: leucyl-tRNA--protein transferase activity.